This is a messenger RNA of Spodoptera exigua (beet armyworm), 3621 nucleotides long. The record is from the annotation of a GenBank genome assembly. NCBI's taxonomy places the organism in Eukaryota, Metazoa, Arthropoda, Insecta, Lepidoptera, Noctuidae.
UGACAUCGGCUAGUCGGUCGGUCGUUGUAUCGUUGAAAUAAUAAUCUCCUGAUUACUUAUCAGUGAUUAAUUGUGUUCCUAUACCUGUGUGCCCCGCGCCGACACAUACCGUAACUCCCAUCCAUAUGACGCAGGCCGCCACAAGUUGUUGACUGUUGAACUUAUAGACACACAAACAUGUCGUCCAAAGCCAUAUACGAAGCGACCGGCAAGGAUCUUAUUAACAGGCAUAUAGCUCCAGGCACAGCGUUGGUACCAUGCCGAUUUGCGACCUUCGAACAAGGGACCAUCUGGGAAGAUGAACUCGGCAAGAACCCUUGGCUAGCUAAAGAGCAACUAGUAGUAAAACCCGAUCAGCUGAUCAAAAGGCGCGGUAAACUCGGUCUGGUUGGAGUGAACAAGUCGGCGGCUGAAGUGAGGAGGUGGCUCAGCGAACAUGUCGGCAAAGAACAGCAGGUCGGCGCCGCUGUCGGGAAGCUCAGGCAUUUCAUUGUCGAACCAUUCGUCAAACACGAUGCUAGCGAGGAGAUGUACCUGAACAUAAUGUCUGGCAGACGGUCGGACACCAUCCUCUUCCAUCAUCAGGGAGGAGUGGAUGUCGGCGAUGUGGACGCCCUCGCACUCCGGCUCGAGAUCCCAGUGGACACUUUCCCCUCAGGCGAGGAUAUCGAGAGAGUGCUUCUCAAAAACAUCAAAUCUGCAGCUAUGAAAAGAUUAUUGACGACCUUUAUUCUAGCUUUAUACCGAGUCUACGUCGAUUUAUAUUUCACAUACAUGGAAAUAAACCCGAUAGUUGUAACAAAUGAACGCAUUUACCUAUUGGAUCUUGCCGCCAAGUUGGAUCAAACUGCUGACUUUAUUUGCGCCAAGAAUUGGGGGGAGGUGACAUUCCCCCCUCCGUUCGGAAGGGAUGCUUACCCCGAGGAGGCGCAUAUUGCUGAUUUGGACGCCAAGAGUGGAGCUAGCUUGAAGCUAACAGUUCUAAACAAGUCCGGCCGUAUCUGGACAAUGGUAGCCGGUGGCGGUGCUUCAGUUGUAUACACUGACACCAUCUGCGAGCUGGGUGGAGCCGGCGAGCUCGCCAACUACGGCGAAUACUCGGGCGCGCCAACCGAGACUCAAACCGCGGACUAUGCUAAGACUAUCUUCAGUUUGAUGUGUAGAGAGAAACAUCCUAAUGGAAAGGUGCUCAUCAUCGGCGGUGGUAUAGCCAACUUCACGAACGUAGCCGAUACGUUCAGAGGAAUCAUUACCGCCAUCGAGACCUACAAGGAUGCCCUCAUCCAGUACAACAUCACCAUCUUCGUCAGGAGAGGAGGUCCCAACUACCAAGAAGGUCUAAGACAAAUGCGCGAGGUCGGCCAUCGUCUCCGUAUCCCCCUGUACGUUUUCGGCCCAGAGAGCAAUAUGACGGCCAUUGUCGGGCUCGCGUUAGGACAGUCCCCGAUUCCCAAAGAACAUCAGCUGGACUACGCGCCCAAACAACUGCCGAAACCCCAGGCUGCUCCAAAACCGAAGCUGGAUAUCCCAGAGAUGACACACAAGCUACUGGACCUGGUCUGUUCCCAAGCUCCAACUCGCCAAGACUUGGGCCAGUGCCCUUCUUCCGUCAUGUCACUAUUCACUGACCGGACUAAAGCCAUCAUUUGGGGAAUGCAGAACAGAGCUAUUCAGGGCAUGUUGGACUUCGAUUACAUCUGCCGUCGCUCGGAGCCGUCAGUCGUCGCCAUCGUGUACCCAUUUACAGCCGACCACAAACAGAAGUACUACUUCGGUAACAAGGAAGUCUUCAUACCCGUGUAUUCUGACAUGGAUGUUUCGAUGCGAAAGCACCAAGAAGCGACUGUCCUCGUCAACUUUGCGUCUCUACGGUCCGCUUACGAUAGUACCAUGCAGGCCAUGCAACAUCCCCAGAUCAACACAAUCGUCAUUAUCGCUGAAGGUAUCCCUGAGAAUAUGACAAGGAAGAUCAUCAAACUCGCUGAUACUAGAGGGGUAAACAUAAUCGGUCCGGCGACAGUAGGUGGAAUCAAACCUGGAUGCUUCAAGAUCGGUAAUACAGCGGGAAUGAUUGACAAUAUCAUUGAUAGCAAGCUGUACAGACCUGGAAGCGUAGCGUACGUAUCCCGUUCGGGAGGUAUGAGCAAUGAGCUCAACAAUAUCAUCUCUAAGGACGCGGACGGAGUCUGCGAGGGUGUCGCCAUCGGAGGGGAUCGGUACCCUGGAACCACCUUCAUUGACCACCUCAUGAGAUACGAGACAGACCCCAACGUUAAGAUGUUAGUCCUGCUCGGUGAAGUUGGAGGAGUGGAGGAAUACCACGUGUGUCGCGCCAUCAGGGAUGGAAAGAUCAAGAAACCCAUCGUCGCGUGGUGUAUCGGAACCUGUUCCGACAUGUUCACGUCAGAAGUACAGUUCGGCCACGCGGGUUCUCUCGCUGGUUCCGCUGUAGAAAAGGCCGUGGCUAAGAACGCAGCGCUGAAGGCGUACGGAGCCGAGGUGCCAGACUCCUUCGAUACCCUCGGAGUCGCUGUUAAUAAGGUCUACCAGAAGCUGGUGAAGGAAGGCAAGAUCAUCGUCAAGGAGGAGGUGGAACCACCCAAAGUACCCAUGGAUUACGACUGGGCGAGAAAACUGGGCAUCAUCAGAAAGCCGGCUGCCUUCAUUAGCACGAUAUGCGACGAGCGCGGCAACGAGCUCUCAUACUGCGGGGUGCCUAUAAGCCAGGUCCUCGAGAGGCAGAUGGGGGUCGGAGGCACUAUCAGUUUGCUGUGGUUCCAACGGGAGUUACCAGAAUGGGCAACGAAGUUCUUCGAGCUGGUUCUAAUAGUGACGGCUGACCAUGGACCGGCCGUGUCCGGGGCACAUAACACGAUGGUCACCGCAAGAGCCGGGAAGGAUCUCAUCUCUUCAGUCGUCAGCGGAUUGUUGACUAUUGGUGAUCGUUUCGGAGGAGCCCUCGACCGCGCUGCGCUAGAUUUCUGCGCGGCGUACGACCGCGGCCAACAUCCGCAGGAGUUCGUCAACGAGAAGCGAGCCAAGGGAGAACUCAUCAUGGGUAUUGGGCACAGAGUAAAAUCAAUAAACAAUCCGGACUCAAGAGUUCGUGAGUUGAAAGCCUACGUGACGUCUCGCUGGCCCGCGUGGCCAGUCACUCGCUACGCCCUGGACGUGGAAGCCAUCACCACGCGGAAGAAGCCCAACCUGAUCCUCAACGUCGACGGUAUCGUCGCAGCCGCCAUGGUCGAUAUGUUCAGACACUGCCAGCUGUUUACACAGGAGGAAGGAAACAAUUAUAUAUCAAUGGGAUCAAUCAACGCUCUGUUUGUCCUCGGCCGUACUAUCGGUCUGGUUGGCCACUACCUAGACCAGAAACGUAUGAAGCAACCCCUCUACCGCCACCCAUGGGACGAUAUCACAUACAUGUCCCCAUUGAACUAAAAUACCCACACAAACCCAUGGAUUGGACGGAGAUAAAUAAGCUAAAAUGACCCCUGUUAAUUAACUUUAAUGAUAGACAGAAAUAUUCAAAUUUUUAUGUAUUAAUAUGCCCAUUUUGAUUCAAUAAAAGUUUUCUCAAAGCGGAUGUUUUUAAGGUCUCCUGCGAAAAUCGAUUUUUUU